Molecule: messenger RNA, 1611 nt
Organism: Eruca vesicaria subsp. sativa (arugula)
Lineage: Eukaryota; Viridiplantae; Streptophyta; Magnoliopsida; Brassicales; Brassicaceae
Source: the annotation of a GenBank genome assembly
AUGAAACUCUUCACUAUCUCCGUGAUGACCAUUAUGGUCAUCUCGAUAGUAUCUGUCCAAGUACCAUCCACUACUGAAGCAAGAACGUUGGAGAUAGCAGACAACCAAAAACAUUUCAAAGUCACAUCUUUGAAUAACUUUGUGUCUACAGUACCAGCUGGAGACAAUCUUGAUGGGAAUAAGAAAGGUAUUGUCAAUGUUCAAGAAAAAAUAUCUAAAACUAUUGAUGAUUUUGCGCCUACAGAUCCAAGGAACAGUCCUGGUAUAGGACAUCCGAACAUGGGUGUACAUACACCACGACUCAGUGAUGACUUCAAAGUAGUAAAGGUAUUGAAGAAAAAUGAUGAAUCGACAAAUAAUUUUGCGCCAACUGAUCCAGGAAACAGUCCUGGUAUAGGACAUCCACCACGACUCAGUGAGGACUUCAAAGGAGUAAAGGUAUUGAAGAAAAAUGAUGAAUCGACAAAUGAUUUUGCGCCAACUGAUCCAGGAAACAGUCCUGGUAUAGGACAUCCACCACGACUCAGUGAUGACUUCAAAGUAGUAAUGGUAUUGAAGAAAAAUGAUGAAUCGACAAAUGAUUUUGCGCCAACUGAUCCAGGAAACAGUCCUGGUAUAGGACAUCCACCAAGACUCAGUGAUGACUUCAAAGUAGUAAAGGUAUUGAAGAAAAAUGAUGAAUCGACAAAUGAUUUUGCGCCAACUGAUCCAGGAAACAGUCCUGGUAUAGGACAUCCACCACGACUCAGUGAGGACUUCAAAGUAGUAAAGGUAUUGAAGAAAAAUGAUGAAUCGACAAAUGAUUUUGAGCCAACUGAUCCAGGAAACAGUCCUGGUAUAGGACAUCCACCACGACUCAGUGAUGACUUCAAAGUAGUAAAGGUAUUGAAGAAAAAUGAUGAAUCGACAAAUGAUUUUGCGCCAACUGAUCCAGGAAACAGUCCUGGGAUAGGACAUCCACCACGACUCAGUGAUGACUUCAAAGUAGUAAAGGUAUUGAAGAAAAAUGAUGAAUCGACAAAUGAUUUUGCGCCAACUGAUCCAGGAAACAGUCCUGGGAUAGGACAUCCACCACGACUCAGUGAUGACUUCAAAGUAGUAAAGGUAUUGAAGAAAAAUGAUGAAUCGACAAAUGAUUUUGCGCCAACUGAUCCAGGAAACAGUCCUGGUAUAGGACAUCCACCACGACUCAGUGAGGACUUCAAAGGAGUAAAGGUAUUGAAGAAAAAUAAUGAAUCGACAAAUGAUUUUGCGCCAACUGAUCCAGGAAACAGUCCUGGGAUAGGACAUCCACCACGACUCAGUGAGGACUUCAAAGUAGUAAAGGUAUUGAAGAAAAAUGAUGAAUCGACAAAUGAUUUUGCGCCAACUGAUCCAGGAAACAGUCCUGGUAUAGGACAUCCACCACGACUCAGUGAUGACUUCAAAGUAGUAAAGGUAUUGAAGAAAAAUGAUGAAUCGAUAAAUGAUUUUGCGCCAACUGAUCCAAGAAACAGUCCUGGUAUAGGACAUCCACCACGACUCAGUGAGGACUUCAAAGUAGUAAGGAGAUUGAAGAAUGAUGAAUUGACCAAAGAUUUUCGCCAACUGAUCCUAUCAAAUAUUCAUUAA